AUGUUGUCGCCUUUUACUCCUUCUCCAAACAUGUAUACGGCCAUGUCUCCGUCUCCCUCGACGACUGUCUAUCAACCAUCACUACCACAAGAACAACCACAAUACAUUUUCUAUACGUUUCCGAAACCAUAUCCAGCCGUAUCACCUGCUGGAGCCUUGUACGUCGACACUAACUCUUUUCACGGAUACAUGCCUGCAACCGUAGCAAAUAACGUAAAUGGAAUGAAUUGCGCCAAGUUUGAAGAGUUGUACAACUGUAGCGCACCAUCUGCACCACCGAUCUCUGUUGACGGAAGAACAAAUGUCUCGACAAGUUGCAUCGAAACUAGUGCAGAAGAUCUUUCAUCAGAUGGCAUAUACUACGAUCCGAUGCCAAACAAUUAA
This is a messenger RNA of Paraglomus brasilianum, 384 nucleotides long. Lineage: Eukaryota; Fungi; Glomeromycota; Glomeromycetes; Paraglomerales; Paraglomeraceae. The record is from the annotation of a GenBank genome assembly.